UCUCUCUCUCUCUAUAAAUUCCAAACCAAACAGCAUUUGUUCAACAGCUGCUUACACAUACAUACAGUGAAUCUUACUCCUUUUCACACUCAAUAAAAUAAUCAAAAUUUCCAAGAUAAAAUCCUCCUAGAAAAGGUAGAAAUUGGUUUCUAUAUAUGUCCACUUUCAAUCCCCAUUAAAACCCCCUUCAUUUUCUUCAUCUCUUUCUCUCUCUCCACCUUCUUUUAACCUCUUCUUUCUCCCUGUUUCCUCAAUUAUUUCUUAACUUCUACAUCAUUUUUGUUUCUUCUAACAUCUGGGUUUUGUGAUGGAGAAUUGUUAAAGAUCUUUUUAGAAAAAGAUAAAAAAGAGAAGUUUUAGCAGUAGUAAUCCAAGAAAAUGUCAGGCCAGAAACAAGCAGAGGACUCCAUAAUAUCAUCAAAUAUCUAUGAAAAUGAGCAUGAAGGAGUGGGUAAAGAAGAAGAAGAAGAUCACUCAGGUUUCUCCAUGAAAAAUGCUCUUUGGCAUGGAGGGUCUGCUUGGGAUGCUUGGUUUAGUUGUUCUUCAAAUCAAGUGGCACAAGUGCUCUUAACACUACCCUACUCUUUCUCUCAACUGGGUAUGGUCUCAGGAAUUGUACUUCAAAUAUUCUAUGGGCUUCUUGGCAGCUGGACAGCUUAUCUCAUCAGUGUUCUUUACAUUGAGUAUAGAAACAGAAAAGAGAAAGAAGGUGUCAGCUUCAAGAACCAUGUCAUACAGUGGUUUGAAGUUCUUGAUGGAUUAUUGGGACCUUACUGGAAAGCAAUAGGACUGGCAUUCAACUGUACUUUUCUUCUGUUUGGAUCUGUGAUACAACUUAUAGCUUGUGCAAGUAACAUCUACUACAUAAAUGAUCAUCUGGACAAAAGGACAUGGACAUACAUAUUUGGAGCAUGUUGUGCCACCACUGUGUUCAUUCCAUCUUUCCACAAUUACAGAAUUUGGUCUUUUCUUGGCCUUGGGAUGACCACUUACACUGCAUGGUACAUGGCUAUUGCAGCUUUAAUUCAUGGCCAGGUUGAUGGGGUUCAACAUUCUGGGCCAAAAAAACUGGUGCUUUAUUUUACAGGAGCUACAAAUAUUUUAUACACAUUUGGAGGGCAUGCUGUCACAGUGGAGAUUAUGCAUGCUAUGUGGAAACCGCGAAAAUUCAAGUAUAUUUACUUAAUGGCCACUCUAUAUGUAUUCACAUUGACACUCCCCUCUGCUUCUGCGGUUUAUUGGGCGUUUGGUGAUGAACUUCUUAACCACUCAAACGCCUUCUCUCUCCUUCCCAAGACCCGUUGGCGUGAUGCCGCAGUCAUUCUAAUGCUUAUUCAUCAGUUUAUUACAUUUGGAUUCGCAUGCACACCGUUGUACUUUGUUUGGGAGAAAGUGAUCGGGAUGCACGAUACAAAGAGCAUAUUUUUACGGGCACUAGCAAGGCUACCCGUGGUGAUACCGAUUUGGUUCUUGGCUAUCAUUUUCCCUUUCUUCGGGCCCAUCAAUUCCGCAGUUGGUGCACUCUUGGUUAGUUUCACGGUUUACAUUAUCCCCGCUCUUGCGCAUAUGCUCACAUACAGAAAGGCCUCGGCUCGUCAGAAUGCGGCAGAGAAACCUCCCCGCUUCCUACCGAGUUGGUCAGCCAUGUACGUGCUAAACGUGUUCGUAGUCAUAUGGGUUCUAGUGGUCGGGUUUGGGUUUGGUGGAUGGGCCAGUAUGACCAACUUCGUGAGACAAAUUGAUACGUUCGGGUUAUUUGCCAAGUGCUACCAAUGUAAGCCUGCAUUGCCUCCUCCGCAACACCACUGAGUUGACUCGAAAUCAAAGGGACCGAGUUUUUCCACCUCGGUUCAUGUUGUGAUGUUCAUGGGAGCAUUAGAUAUCUCCCCUACAUGUGAUGUGUGUUGGCUUGUUUAUUUCUUGAUUUUUGGUUUCCAUUUUCUUUUGAUCUUUUAAUUUUUACUAUUCUUUAGUAGAUUAAGAAAUAGUGUGUUGAAUUGUGAUGAUACCUUUGCUAGAAAGCUUAGGCUUUAAUAUGCUAGAGUAUUUUAUUCCAACUUGUUGGAUAGCUAUCAAUUGAAUAUAUAUAAUAUAUAUUACUUCCCAUGUUUCCAUA
This is a messenger RNA of Helianthus annuus (common sunflower), 2116 nucleotides long. Its product is annotated as auxin transporter-like protein 2. The coding region runs from base 379 to 1809 and encodes 476 amino acids. Gene Ontology annotation, cellular component: plasma membrane. NCBI's taxonomy places the organism in Eukaryota, Viridiplantae, Streptophyta, Magnoliopsida, Asterales, Asteraceae. The record is from RefSeq and is a predicted model, not a curated record. The transcript has 9 exons.